AUGCGACCGCGACCAGCAACUAUUCACGAAGGCUUUUCGUAUUGCGUCGACGAGAGCUAUCACGGCCUACCAGCUUGGGACUCGUCGACUCUGCCAAUGCACCAGCAGCAACAGCAAAACACGCCUAGCGACACCGUCUCAUCGAGACCAAUCUCAGUACACCAGGAGUUCUACCCGCCAACGACUUUAGAGAACGGUCACUGGAUGCAAAAGCCCGUGGAGGACAACUUGGAGAUGCAUGGCAUCGACACCGACAUGAGCAUCGGUCAAGCUUACACCACUGACGAAGCUGUCCCAAUCCUCGACCUGCGCUACCCCGGACAGCCUCUAGAAGGUGACGCCAUGAACUUCGAUAACGGUUUGAAUCCUCGACGUAUGUCAGGCUCGUCGUUCACCAUGUCCACGUCCGGUGGGCUGUCAGACAUGACAUCUUACGAGGACUUCUCAGCAGCUCUUUCCGAUGCUCCCUCAUUUAGCUCUGAAUACCCUCCACCUUCGAACAGGAACUCCAUGAUGUCUUCUACGCAACUCUCACCAGUGGCCUCGCCGCGCAUGACACCUCAGAGCCGAUCCGAACUUGUGAGGACACAGAGCCGAGGCCGCGCCUCGCCAUCCCCUCGACCUGGAAUGCGAUCCGCGCCAUACAGCGUCGACAACUCUCGGAGCAAUAAGCGUUGGUCGACUGGUUCCUACGGAACAAUGCCAAAUCGACGGCCAUCGCCCUUCGUGUACCAACACGGUCCAGAACCGUUUGGCCCGCGCAUGUCGUCCAGACACUCAUCACCUACGGUUCAGACCAGCCAGAUGCCUUUGAGCUUUGGCAACCUGCAAGCGACCCAACAACAGCAGUUCUUCAUGGGCCAAGCUCAUCCAGCCGCAUUCCAACGCAACAGCAUGCUGUUGCCCUCUCAACUGCCCUCUCAAGGCUUCCAUCCUGAUGCGCACCAUUUUGAAAAUCCGCCACCAUUGCUCUCUCACGGUCUUUUCCGCAUGCUCCAAAGCAAUGCUGACCCUCACUCGCUCCACGGCCACUACACGGAUCUUUCGGACCCGCCAGAUUUGUUCGCGUCGCUGCACGAGGAACAAAUCCCACCGCCCCCCGAGGACAUGAACCCGUCGGAUCCAGAUUUGGUACCGCAUGAGCAGGAGCUACGGUUUGAUGGUGAUUUGUACACGCCCAAGUGGGUGCGCGGCCACGGCAACAAGCGCGAGGGCUGGUGCGGCAUUUGCAAGCCUGGACGUUGGCUAGUACUGAAGAACUCAGCAUUCUGGUACGACAAGAGCUUCACUCACGGAAUCAGCGCCGCCACUGGCCAGCCUUUCAAUGAGCCCCAGGAGACGAGACGCAUGGACGGCAACCCUGAUGUUUGGGAAGGUCUCUGCGGUAGCUGCAACGACUGGAUAGCACUGGUCAGCAGCAAGAAGAAGGGUACAACAUGGUUCCGACACGCUUACAAGUGCCACACCCAUCCCAAGAUCAAGGAUGCUCCCAAACGCCGCAGAGAGAGCAGCCAUCAAAAAUUGGCCGCUUCCACAAUGGCUAAGCCCAAAGUCGAGCCGGGACAGAAGAUGCAACAAGAUACGCCGGUGACGCCACAGCAGACAGCGGUCUCUAUGGCAAUCUCGAAUACCCCAAACCAUGCGCAAAUCACUUCUCAUCCGCAACAACAACACCAGCAGCAGCAGCAACAACAACAACAUCAACAACAACACCAUCAGCAGCAGCCAGCGGAGCAGCGUCACAGCUACCAACAUCAGUAUCAGCAGCCAAUGGUCCCACCACCCGUUCCUGCGCACAUGCAGAUCCAAGUGUCCGCCCCUGGCCAUCAGCGAAACUCGGCCUCGCCCAUGGAUGGCAUCACCAAUAUGAUUUGA
Molecule: messenger RNA, 1875 nt
Organism: Diaporthe amygdali
Lineage: Eukaryota; Fungi; Ascomycota; Sordariomycetes; Diaporthales; Diaporthaceae
Exons: 3
Coding region: 1-1875 (624 amino acids)
Source: RefSeq, a predicted model, not a curated record